UGGUGGAGGAGGAGGCGGUGGCCAAAGCUAUGGUCCUUACGGCCCCUAUGGUCCUUAUUCUUAUGGACCCUAUGGUCCUUACGGUCCAUAUAGCGGUUCAAGUAGCGGUGGUUGUGGUGGCGGUGGUGGAGGCGGUGGAGGUUGUGGUGGCGGCGGUGGAUGUGGCGGAGGCUGUUAAUAGAAAUAAAAAUUCAAGAUAA
Molecule: messenger RNA, 200 nt
Organism: Meloidogyne enterolobii
Lineage: Eukaryota; Metazoa; Nematoda; Chromadorea; Rhabditida; Meloidogynidae
Source: the annotation of a GenBank genome assembly